This is a messenger RNA of Hemibagrus wyckioides, 1883 nucleotides long. RefSeq lists its product as uncharacterized. The record is from RefSeq and is a predicted model, not a curated record. The transcript has 8 exons. Lineage: Eukaryota; Metazoa; Chordata; Actinopteri; Siluriformes; Bagridae. The coding region runs from base 456 to 1883 and encodes 475 amino acids.
CCCCUUAAAUAUAAGUGCGGCUAGUUUAACCGUGCUUUCAGGACUGCGGUGAAGCCACAUAACACGUAUCCCAUCAUUUUCUAUCCGAUUUCUCUGUCAAGAAAAAAAACACUUUAUAGAGAUUCGUUUUUGUAGCACAAAAGAAAAGAGUCUGGUGUAAGUGAGAGACGUUAAUCACACUUGUAUGUCUGUUCUCGUUCAAUGAAAAGGAAGAGACUAAUCUAAAUGAGGGAGGUGUGACAAUACACUUCUCAACUUCCGUGUGUUUACUGAUGGAGUAAUAAAGAAGCUCAUAACUGCUUACGAGUGCAGUACGAGUGAAGGAGGAACAGGCUGAUUAAAGACCGUUAAUAUUCAUUAUAAGAGUAAGAUCGAUUCAUUUUGUAUUUAUGAGGAUAUUUUUGGUGUAAAUUCUACACGUGGUGGAUCUUCGAGUGUCAGCUGUCUGAAGGCUGAUGUUUUCCAGAAUGUUGAGAAAUAUUACAGUAGCAGCGAUCCUCAUGUUACUGACAGUCACAGAGAGAGAGUGGUAUCGAGUCCAGAGCUCUGAAGGAGAACCACGAGACCUGAACAAUGAUCCAGAAUACUCAGGACGAGUGUCUGUAAGCACCUGGUGGUCUGACUGUGAGCUGACAGUGAGGAAUGUGAGAGUGAGUGAGUCUGGAGUUUAUAACUUUAGAUUUAAAACACAGAGCAGUGACUGGAUAUCAGCAUCAUCUGGAGUACAACUGACUGUUACAGACUUGCAGGUGAAGGUGGAUCCUAACACUGUGGGACAGAGAGAAGUGAAAGUGACCUGUAGCUCCACCUGCAGAAUCAACACACACAUUAUCUACUGGUACAGGAAUGGCCAUUACAUCAAAUACACAAAUGAUGCCUCCAUUGUUCUUGACUCCACCAGUCGAUCUGAUAAAGGCAGCUACUCCUGUGAGGUGUCUGGAACUGAACACCGCUCUCCUCCAGUGUGUGUUUUCGAUGAGAAGAGCUGCUGGAGUGUGUCUUAUUCCACUCAGACUGUCUGCUCUCUGAUUGGCUCAUCAGUGGACCUACACAGUUAUUACACCUUUCCUAAUAAUUACAAGGUCACAGAAGUCUUGUGGUUUAUUAAAGAACUUGAGGAUGUGAGAAAGGAUGAGGAGUAUCAGGGUCGAGUGCAGUACACACAGAGCUCCCAGAAUGACUGUAGUCUGAGAAUCACUAACCUGAGAGAGAGAGACGCUCAAACAUACAGGUUCAGAUUCUACACUGAUGAUCCUACAGGAAAAUACACCGGAAAACCUGGAGUCACUCUGUCUGUCACAGAUCUUAGGGUUACAGUAUCAAACAGGAAUGGCAACAAGAAGCUGAGCUGCAUCACCACCUGCUCUCUGUCUAAUAACCCCACUUACAUCUGGUACAAGAACAGACAGCGUGUUACUGACCAGGACAGAAAUGAACUGUAUGUCAGUAGUGGGAAUGCAGGCAGCUACUCCUGUGCUGUAAGAGGACAUGAGGAGCUUCGCUCUCCUGCUGUCUGCCUCACAGUGAUAAAAUCAGUGUGGUUCAUUAAAGUGCAGGUUGGUGUUGAGCCUGAGGAUGUGAGAAAGGAUGAGGAGUAUCAGGGUCGAGUGCAGAAGAGGAUGUGGAGCUCAGCUAAUGACCACAGCAGCACUGGUGAGAGUGGACAGCCUCAGCCUGAUGCUAUAUAUGAAAAUAUCUCAGCCUCAAACUGCAGAGUCGCCUCAGAUGAUCAGGAUGACGUUCACUACUCCAGUGUUGUUAUUAAACAUUCCCACACACAGGAAGUGUCUCUGUCCCCCAGACUUCCUCCAGACACCACAGAGGAAGAGGAUGUUCAGUACACUGCUGUGAACUUUAGCAGGAGCACUGCUGCCAUCCAGUAA